Molecule: messenger RNA, 934 nt
Organism: Neocloeon triangulifer
Lineage: Eukaryota; Metazoa; Arthropoda; Insecta; Ephemeroptera; Baetidae
Product: farnesol dehydrogenase-like
Exons: 6
Coding region: 7-795 (262 amino acids)
Molecular function (GO): oxidoreductase activity
Source: RefSeq, a predicted model, not a curated record
UCAGCUAUGGACCGCUGGUGUGGCCGAGUGGCAAUUGUUACCGGGGCCAGUGCGGGCAUCGGGGCUGCGAUUGCCCUCGCACUUGCCCGUAGUGGAAUGAAGGUGGUUGCCGUGGCACGCAGACUGGAUCGGUUGCAAAACAUCUCCAAUGAGUUGCAAGCUAAUAAAUCCAAGGGCGAACUGCAUCCAAUUCAAGGGGACAUCACCAGCGAUGAGGAUAUAAAGAGGGUUGUGAGGUGGACCAGGGAAAUACUAGGGGGUGCUGAUGUUCUUGUAAAUAACGCCGGUGUCAACCGGUACGGAAUUCUUACAGAGCAAAGCACAGAGAACAUAAAAAUGAUCUUAGACACAAACUUAGUUGGGCUGCUUUCAUUUACAAGGGAGGUUGUUCAAGACAUGAAAUCAAGAGGGGUUGACGAUGGACAUAUUUUCAACAUAAAUAGUUUAGCUGGGCAUUACAUUCCAGAAUACUCUGUGGGCUACAUUUAUGUUGCGAGCAAACACGCAGUGACCGUUGUCACCGAAGGUUUCCGCCGCGAAUUUCGAGACAUGGGUACCAAAAUAAGAAUCACAAGCAUCAGCCCAGGGCUGGUUAGGACCGAAAUGAGCGUCGCCAGCGGGUUGUCGGAGGAUGCGGCGAACCAAAAGUACUCGGAGAACCCGUGCAUGGACCCUGAGGACAUUGCCGACGCCGUGAUUUACGCGCUCGGCACCAAACCCCACGUCCAAGUGCACGAAAUCACGAUUCGCGCCACUGCGGAGGUCGAAAUUGGCGCUAUGCAAAAUCACCACUGAUGUCAAACGUGUACAGGAGCGUCAAUAACAACACUUGUGCAGGCAGAAAAUUGAAAAAUUACAGUUAUUAUUUGUGAUGAUGUAAAUCUUUCAAACGUUUACUUUAAGUUGAAAGUAAUUUUGUUAAUAAAAUGAUGUG